This is a messenger RNA of Trichoderma citrinoviride, 1902 nucleotides long. RefSeq lists its product as hypothetical. The transcript is spliced from 2 exons. Bases 1 to 1902 code for a protein of 633 amino acids. The record is from RefSeq and is a predicted model, not a curated record. Lineage: Eukaryota; Fungi; Ascomycota; Sordariomycetes; Hypocreales; Hypocreaceae.
AUGUGGGACGCCCGAGCUGCCACGGCGGGUCUGCGCAGGCACAACAGGGACCAGGAGCACCAGCACCAGCACCAGCACACGCACAUGAGUGCUGACAACGAGGAUAUUAAUCUGUGCGGCCCUGUGGAUGUUCUGGGCAUCGCCAUCGAUGUUCCUGCUGCCAGACCACGCAACCCACGGCGGCUCCAUCAUCACAGACCGCAGCGGCACACUCUGGACGCCGCAUCGCCAGCUGGAAUGGGCUGCCCAUUCAGCGCACCCGUCUCACCCAUCGAUGAAGAUGACGCCGGUUUCCAUCGAGAGUAUCCUUUGCAAGGGCUACAACAAUCUCAGCCGUUCACGACGCAGCUCCAAAUGAGCAAUGGCCCCGUUCAAGUGCAGUAUAUGCCCUUCCGACCCGCUGUGGACAUGCACGGCGCGUCUUUCGAGAACCCAAGAAGCGUCAAAGACAUACCGAUCCCUUAUUUUGAGAAUCCAAGAAGCAUCAAGGACGUGCCGAUACCACAAGGCUCGUUGCCGCGGAGUAACAAGAUGCGUUUGCACUUGACGACUGAGAGUUCAGUCGCACAGAGGUUCCGGCUCCUCGCCAAGGGCAAGUCGGAGUCACCAGAGCCUUUUACGGAGCGACCAAGAAGCAGCAGUCGUAGCAGGGCAGGGAGCAGGACAGGGAGCAGCAGGCCGGGGAGCAGCAAGAGUAGCGGCAUCGGCUACAACGGUCUCCGAAACAUAUCAGCUCCCAUUCCGCUCUCUCAGCCGGCUUUCAUGGUAGACUCGCCUCCACGCAAGCAGAUGCCUACAGACCGCGACCUCCUCCCCUCCGCGCAGGUGCAGCAGCCAACGGACACGAUUACACCAGCCGCCAAGGUGGCAUCAUAUGAUGUCUACACCACCGACGCCAGCAACGGUGCUAACGCUCUUGCAACGCCGCCUAAUAACCAGGAAUAUCCGACCCCGCCAUCACUGCAAUCAGCCCAGCCGCAGUCACCCGUCGACCCAAAUUGGACGCCUACAGGGCCCAGGAUCAUUAAGAGGAAGCCGCCGCAGAACCAGCGGAACCAGCCUUCAGCGCCUACCAACCGCUCGAGUUCGAUUCCGGCUUCACUCUUUCCUCGUCCUCCGACAGCAUCGGGCGCAGCCGCACCUCCACCUCAACCACAACCUCCAUCUCGACCACAGCCACAGCCGCAACCCCACCCCGAACGGUCCUAUGCCGACGAAGAGUCGAUGAAGCCUGCGCCGCUCUUCGCUCCCACCACUUACAAUUCUCGGAACACCGAGGCUCCUUGGCAGGCUGUCGGGGAGCAGACGCCCGCAAACACGCCGCCCGACGCCGCUUUCUUGAGCCGUUUGAAUCCGGACACCGCGCCUAAUCCUUCUCCGAGCCACGCAGCUACGACUGUGGAGCACAACGUACGCACGUCCAGCCUCUACGAGGCCUAUGCCCAGAUGCCUCGCAUGCCACCGCCGAGCGAGGCACCUCCAAGUAAGCCGGUGGACACCGAGGCCGGUAGCAAAGCGAAACCCCCGAAGCAUAAGCCUACGCUGUCUACUACCAAGCCACUUCCUCCCGCACCUCCAGAGUUGGCUUCUUCGUCGUCCGAUGAUAGGAUUGCUCAAUUGAAUGCCACCCUCGCGGGCUUGGCGCACCGCAGGGUCAACAUCAACAAGAGUAUCCAGCAGAUGACAGAGCUCAUGCCGCGAGACAACCUGAUGGCCAGCGCAGAGGUGCUCCGAAAGCGGGAGAUUGAGAAGCAGAAGGUGGAGGGGCUCAAGAAGGAGCUGGCUGAGAUCCAGCUCGAAGAGUAUGACUUGGGCUUGAAGCUGCAUAGAGCAUACAAGCGCCUCAACAGGGGUGCAGACUACGAGCCAACCACUCUGUGGGUGAGAAGAGUGAAUACUUGA